Messenger RNA from Megachile rotundata (alfalfa leafcutting bee), 2731 nucleotides. Its product is annotated as ribosomal protein S6 kinase alpha-5. The record is from RefSeq and is a predicted model, not a curated record. NCBI's taxonomy places the organism in Eukaryota, Metazoa, Arthropoda, Insecta, Hymenoptera, Megachilidae. Gene Ontology annotation, biological process: intracellular signal transduction; protein phosphorylation. Gene Ontology annotation, molecular function: ATP binding; magnesium ion binding; protein serine/threonine kinase activity.
AUACGCAUGCGUCAAAGAUGGAGCUCCGUUUCCGGGAAGAACAGCAAGCGGUAAGCUAGAGCUGAAGGCUUGUUGUUUAAUUGUUACAAAAUGACAGCCGUUACUAUUUCACCGGUUGCCCAUGGAAUUAUACAAGCUGUAAAUGAAAGCAACUUAUGUAAAAUCGAAAGCUUCCUGAACGACACAGCGUAUAGGGAAGCCAUCGAAAAUUCUUCAAAUUAUAAUAGUCGAUUAUGCAGGGAACGACGGUUACGUAUGCCUUUUCUCGAUUCGCAAACAGGUGUAGCCCAAAACCAUUCCGCAUUGUUUAUGUCUGCAAGAGAAAGACUGCCAGGUUUAUUGCAUGGUCAAAUAUACACAUAUCCUAGCAAAAGAUGGCGGAAAAAGCGACGGCAAUAUUUGAUGCAUUACUUGCAUCCAAAAAGAGGACCAAGAGAUACAGAAGAUGGGGUAGAAGGAGUAGAGACUAUAACACAUGUAAAUGAUGAUAGCAAAGAAUCUGUGGCCUUGAAAGAAGAACAUAGUAAAGAUGCUUGGUAUUAUGACGAGCAAGAUAUGUUGGAUAUGGAUACGUACGAGGAACCUGAUGCUGAAAGCGAUUAUGAUUACGAAGAAUAUUACAGCAGUAAAAGAAAACGAAGGAAACCUCGGGGGGGUGGUCAUCAUCCUGCACGAAGUCAUCCAUCGUCUACAGAUAGCCCAGGGGGCAAACGUACUAAGGGUGGGGGACGUGGGCGCAAAAAAACCAACUAUGAUGCUGUUGACACUGAUAAGCCAUUCGUUUGUGACCUAUGCAGCGCACGGUAUAAAACCAGACCUGGUCUGGUCUACCAUUACGGUCAUUCCCACUCUACUUCCUCCGGUGAUCCUGCUAAGGAACUAAGUCCCAGUCCUGCCGAAGUUGAACCUAGGAGCGUUGCAGACACCGCUGCUUCGAACCAGCCAGGUGGUACACGUCGGGGUCGUCAGAACGCAACUUCGUCGAGUACUUCGAGUCCCUCUCCCGCAGCGCCUUCCGCGACCGCUGCGGGAGGAUCGNAGCAGCAGCAGCAGCAGCAACAGCCACAGCAGCAGCCUCCUCCUCCUUCUUCGCAGCAACAGCCGCAACAGCAACCGCAACAGCAGCCACAACCACCCCAACAACAGGUGGCCGCGGCGCAGACAACGGUCGCGCCUGCUUCGCCUACGGUUCCUACGGCGAAAGAAGAACACCUGCCGGCAGCUCCAUCCCCGGGCACAGCAGUCCCCUCUCCCUCUUCGUCUUCGGUGAGACCCGAGGGGCCACCCACUCCAGGAGGAACGAACGAAAAAAAAGUUGGCAAGUCUGCGCAACCGUCCCCUUACUGUGACUUCUGUCUGGGCGAUGCUAGGGAAAAUAAAAAGACUGGCGGCUCCGAAGAGUUGGUCUCUUGCAGUGAUUGCGGUCGCUCAGGGCAUCCGACUUGUUUGCAAUUCACAGCGAACAUGAUCGUUUCUGUUCGCAAGUACAGGUGGCAGUGCAUCGAAUGCAAAUGCUGUUCCAUAUGUGGUACUUCUGACAACGAUGAUCAGCUGCUGUUCUGUGACGACUGUGAUCGUGGAUACCACAUGUAUUGUCUGUCUCCACCUCUUGCAUCUCCUCCUGAGGGCUCCUGGUCUUGCCGUCUGUGCAUAGCAGAAUUUCAUCGCCGUGAUUAAAAGACAGUCUUGUUUCGUAGAUAAGUCACGGAUUUUUUUUUAUCUAUUUGCUGUGGUGCACUGGCCGUUUUUGUCUUUCUUUAUAUCGUUGAAUUAGGAGAGUAUUCGAAAAAAGCACAUUGUCCUUCCCUUUAAUAUAGUAUUACGUUAACGCUAAUGUAUACAAUCAUUGAUCGAGGAUCUUCUUUUCGUUGAUAAGAGAAAGAGUUCAUCAAGAAAGAGUUGGCAGCAUUAACAAUUCCUUUGUUUGUAAGUUCCGAUAAUAAGUGGAAAUAUCGCGAAGUAUUCGUAGUGCGUAAUGGCUGCGUUUAGAUAUCUCAGGCACUGGUGAUCUCAAGCAACUAAAAGUAUGAUAACUAACGUAUUAUAUUUAUAAUUUUAAUGAAGUAGCGUUUAUCAGUAGGUAUAUGAAAAAUGUAGCGUUUAAAGAGCUGCCGACAACAGUAUAGGAUUUUAGAUUCGAAAUGUAUUUUUUAUUGACUUUUAAAGAAGAGACGUAAUUUUUAUGAUGCUUCUUUUUUCUUAAUUAUAGUAGAAAGUAGUUUUUGAGAAUUGUAAACGCGAUAAAUACUCUCCUAAUUCCGAGCCAAUUAACUUUUUAGCCAUUGACAUUCGAAGUUCGGUUGCUUUUACGAUUUCGAAGAUGCUUGAAACACUUUAAACGAUUUGGAAAUCUCAGAUUUUUCCGAAAUUCUUCUAGCUCCUUUUGCUCGUUGACUUGGUCCGAUCCAAGGUUCAUAAAAUAAGCAAAAGUAAGGAAACAGAGUUAAAAUAAAAUUGAUAUUAUAGUAAAAAAUACAUGAUAUUAUAGCAUCUGUUUCAUAAAUAGUGAUAAAAUAGAACACUACCUGUUUAUCUGUAAUGUAUCAUGAUACUAAAGCUUUUACACUUAAUGACACAGCCAUUAGUAGCAGUAUAGCUAUGACAUACAGACUUGCAGUACCGCAGAAAAUUAUAUUCUAUAUGCCCUUUAUUGUUAGCUCAGUAUUUUUAUAUUUUAUAUAUUGAAUGUACUUAAUUUAAGAUACUGUGGUGAUAUUUGGUACUCAUUGAU